GUUACUCUGCCCACACUGCCACAUGUUCGGUUGCUGUGUGAAGCCUAAGAAUCAGCACACGUACUUCUUUCCCAAACCGACACUUGUUUACAACCUUCCCAACUCCCCGAACGUUUUUGGAGACCACCGUUCCAAAUUCUCUUCACGGUUCAGAAGAACCCGUAUAGAAACUCGAACCACCGUUUCUGCUCUGUUUUCAACAAUGGCGAAGAUGGUCGUCUCGUCUUUAGGAGUUCACAAGAAGAACCCUAUGAAGCGAACCAAGAAGAAAAGACUGUUGGAGAAAGUUGUAGACUAUCUGAAAUCGGACUCUUACUUGUUCGCGCCUCUAUUAUCUUCUUCUCCAACCAAGACGAUCUCUGCUACUCAAUCAGGAAUUGAGAUAAAGAAACCCUUUGAGGAAGAAAACAAGAAUUUGCUUAUUAAGGUUGGAGAGUAUCUGAAAUCUGAUUGUUACAUGUAUGCACCGUUGAUUGUUCCUCAACCAGCCUUUUCUACAGCUACUAUAUCUGUCAGUCAUCUUCGUAGAGGAGCAUUUCAAUUGUUAUAAAUGAAAGCAUGGAAUUCACAGAUAAACCAAGCACAUCUGAAGACUAUCCAAAUUUUUUCAAACGAGUUUCUGAACCCAGAAAGGCAGCCACUGAGAAAACAAAGCAUCCAGCCCAAGAGACAGGACGUAAAAGCAGAGAAGACCAACAAACAGAUGGAUAUCCUCCAGCUAGGAGGACCGUGGUUAGACGAGGGAAACGGUGAAGCACGUGGUUCAGCAGAAUUGUCGCCCUUCUUCCACUUCAGGUUAUUCUUCCCUGCAUGUGGUAACUCUUGUUUGCUCUUUCUGACUCGGUGGAUGGUUUCUUUAAAUAUUAUCCGCUAAUGGGAUUAAGUUCCCAGGGAAUAAAUGCACUGCAAUACAACCCUGUUUUCUUUUUCAAAUUGUAUAACCCUGAGGUCAAAAUUUCACUUUUUUGGGUGAAAUUUUUGGAUGAUGCAUGGGGGGGGCGGGGUUUGAGACUUAUUUGUUUUGUUUCUGGUCAUAGGAAAAGGGUUGCUCGAGACAGAGCCAGGGAAGCUUGUCGUGGAAUGACCUGUUUUGUUUGGAAUGCUUAUUGGCUCUUCGGUUAGGUAAAGUGACCGGACAUGAGAGACAGUUGUAUAUGAUUGUGAAUUUGGUAGUUUGUAGCAGCAUUUUUCUUGUUGUAACUAGUUAUCUUGUAUAAUUUGGGGGGGAAAGGGAGAGUAAAAACUGGCAUGAUUGUUGCUUCUGGUCUAGGAUUCAUGUGGCUCGACAUUAAAUCGUUGUCCCGUUUUAUUGAGUUGAGUGAAGUCUGUAUAUGAACCAAUGGAGUUAGUUUUGAAGUUUAGUCCAUAUUUAUGGUGUUUACAGUACAUAAAUAAUGAAGAGAUGGGGUAUGAGUGGGAAGGUCAAAUGAUUGUUGAUAUAGACAGGAAAAGAAAU
Ilex paraguariensis (yerba mate) is the source of this 1456-nucleotide messenger RNA. Lineage: Eukaryota; Viridiplantae; Streptophyta; Magnoliopsida; Aquifoliales; Aquifoliaceae. The record is from the annotation of a GenBank genome assembly.